CAAGUUGAUUGAAUAAAAUAAAGAACGUGGAAUAUAAUAUGGAUGCAGUUCCUUGAGCACCGUUUCUUCCAAAGUGUGUAUUCUGCAGAUUGUUGGCCUGAAUGAUUGACAAGCAGCAUACACAAGACUAAUAUCAAGAAAACUUUCUGUCUGUUGCUGCUGUGUUUGACAAAAGUGGUGCAGAGUCACGUCUUCUGAAAUGCAGUUAAAAAAAAUGAGGGAAAUUUUACCAAGAUUGUACCCCGGCCAAGUUAGUGAUAAAAAUGAUUCCUUGACUACAUCCCCAAAGCAAUCUUCUGAGGAUAAAACAAAUCCAUCAAAAGGGAAUGAUGAUCAAAACUUGUGUUUUCAAGGGACUGAGGCUGAGAAUAAUAAGUUGUCACUGAUAAGCUGUAUAAAAUGCAGAAGUGUUCAGAAAAUUUUAAUGCAAGAUACAGAAAAGCAUAAGAAGCUUGGGUGGACUGAAGACAAAAAUUUCAUCUGCAACAAGUGCAGUCAUAUUACACCACCAGCUUUCCAUUUUGUUCCUGAGUGCGUGAAUAGUGUAGAUGUCAAAAAACGUGAAAAAAAAUCCCCAAGUAAAACCCAGAAAACAUUUAAAGUUAAAAACUUUCUGCCAGGUAAAUACUACUGUGAUAAAUGUAGAUUUUCAACAAAGGAUCCUUUGCAGUAUAAAAAGCACGUAGGUCAACAUGAAGAAAUUAAAUUUAUCUGUUCCCACUGUAGUUACGUGUCCUACACCAAAGGAGAAUUCCAGAGGCAUUUGGUGAAACACACCGGAACUUUUCCUUAUCAGUGUGAGUACUGUGAAUAUGGUGCUGUUAGACAUGACUAUAUAGUAAAACAUACAAGAAGAGUACAUGAAACACCCACAAAACGGCUGUCAAAUACUAUCAUAAACCACAAGCAAAAGAAGCUGAGUCAAAGCACUUUCUUUGAAAAGCAGACAUACAGUAACAGUCCUUUUCAGAAUGACCUUUCAAAUUCAUCUUCAAAUAUCGUUUGUGAGAUUCCACAUAAAGUAACUAAACCAGUCUGUUUGUCUCACAAUGUAGACUGUAGCGUAAACACAGCAUCAGUCCAAGGUAAAACCACAUUGGAGCCAUCUGAAAUAAGUGUGUGUGAGAAUCAGAGUGUUGAAGUUGAGGUUUAUUCUCCAAAAACAGAGCCUUUACAACCUGGGAUGCCUUUAACAGUAAUUGCACCAUCUGAACUUGUAGUUCCUUCUAACUGUUUAGCUCAGGUAGUAGAGAUUAAGAUAGUGAAUGGAGCACAACAGCUGGUCCUUAAACUAAUUCCUAUGAAAGAAGCAACUUACAAACCUGUGAAUGGUGCUGAAGAGGAACUUGAAAAUCAAGGUAUAGAACGAUCUGCAGAAGGAAAAAAAAAAUCUGUAUCUCAAAAUGAGUUACUAACCAUGGAAGUGAAUGUAGACAAAUUAUCCAGUGUUAGUAACCAGCUUAAUUUGGAUAGUACAUAUGACAAGAAUUCUGAAUGUCUUUGUUUUUCUGGUUCUCAAGUCUUAGACUGUAACUCUGUAUCUAUACAGAGGGAAGAUGCAUCAAAAUUCUGCUUCCAUUUGGUGAAAGGUAUUGAUGUCCAUUCGGGUGUUAUAGAACUUUGUUCUCCGUCUUUGGUGAUGAAUAGUACUGAAAAAAAAAGUGAUCUUAAGUCCUCAAGGUGGGAAGUAGAUGGAAAAAAUAACUUACAUUAUGACUCGUAUUGUUACGAAGAAGGUGCGGAUAUGCCUCCUCCAAAAUAUGCUGCUGUUUCUGAAGAGAAAAAUUCCAAGAACACUUCAGUAAAGGCCACUCAGGAGGGAAAAAAUUCCUCUUCUGCAGUCCGUAAACAAAAGGAUGCAUUGCCUCUAAAGAGGGAUGACAGAGAAUAUAGGAGUCUGCCAGUCAGCUCUACAGAAACACAUUUAGCUGGUAAGGGUUUUGAUAAAAACUCUGUUACACCUUCUGAAGCAGGAAAAAAGUUUAAUAUCACUAAAACUCCACCUUGUGAGGACAUGACUUUUGGCUUUAGUAAAGUAAAGAGACCUGAAACCAUAAGUCAGAAGAACAAUCUUCUUCUGGAAUCAUUAGAACUACAGACAAUGGAAAAUAAAGACAACCCUUUUGAGGGACCUGUUAUUUCAUCUGUAUUUUCUCUUAGCUCUGGGGCUGAAAACGUUCCAGAGGGUGUCAGAUGGGAUGACACAACAUGCAAUAAGAAGUCUGCAACAUUGCUGUGUAGAAAGAUUGCUCAGCUCAUGUCUGCUGCUGAAUCUAACAUCAAAUCCAUGCCUCUGAGAUGUCAAGCUUCUACUAAAAAGGUGCUUUUCCCUCAAGAAAAUUCAGCUAACUCUCAGAGAGUUGUUCCUGCCACUGAAGUGGAACAGUGUGCAUCUUUGUCUCAAGUGCAUGGUGGAAGCAGUGUGAUUAGUAGUGAAGAACACAGUAAUGAUCAGUUGCUUACAUUUGCAAGAACAUCUAAAAGCAGGGUAACUAAAAAUUCCCAUGUUGCUACUCCAGUGUUUAUCCCCAAAGGGACAAUGCUGAGAGUGCUGAAUGCUGCUAGCAGUCAAAAAUCAAAUGGCAUAGAAAACAGGAGUGAAACAUCAGCUCCUUCUGUGUAUUGCAAUGAAAUGUUUCUGCCUCGUCCAGUUCCUGUCAGUGUUUCUGAGACUCUUAGCAGUAAUUUGCCAUGUUUACGUAAUCAGAGUGAACUGAAUGCUCAGUCCCAAAGUGUAUCACUCAGGCAAAGACCAAAGCGAGAGGCAAGUGUUAAAAAUAAUAGCAAACAAACUGGUGUCCCAUUUCAGAAAACCAGUGAUGUGAGUAAGCAAAGCAAACCCUAUUCAAAAAGUCACCUAGGUUCCAAAAACAAGGUGAAACAAGCAAGCUUCAGGGAACUUCCUAAGAGGAAGACGAGAACUCAGUCGGAAACCAGUUCAAGUUCUGACAUGUCGUAUCUGUUGACAGCAAGACGUCUUCGGCUUGUCCCUCUGCGAAUGAAUCAGUUGAUAAAAUGCCCUCGUCGUAACCAGCCAGUUGUGGUACUAAACCAUCCUGAUGUUGACUCGCCAGAGAUAAUCAAUGUCAUGAAGACUAUCAACAAAUAUAAAGGUCAAGUUCUGAAAGUAGUUCUAUCAGAAAGGACAAGUAGUUGUCUUGGUGUCAAACGUUAUCGAAAGCGUCUUACUCUUCAAAAUGUUGAGACAGGAAACCAAGCAAAAAAGCAGAGUAUGCUAAAAAUGAAACUUAAAAAGACCAAUAAAAACAACUACCAGGUGGUGGAAACUUCACCAUCUGAAACACUUCAGUGUAUGUUUAAAUGUUGGUUUUGUGGACGAGUAUAUAUGGACCAAGAAGAAUGGAUAAGUCAUGGACAGAGGCACUUGAUAGAGGCAACCAAGGGUUGGGAUGUUCUUUCUUUUCCAGCAAAAAAGCAUUAA
This is a messenger RNA of Balearica regulorum gibbericeps (East African grey crowned-crane), 3442 nucleotides long. NCBI's taxonomy places the organism in Eukaryota, Metazoa, Chordata, Aves, Gruiformes, Gruidae. The record is from RefSeq and is a predicted model, not a curated record.